UUUCAGGGUUCAAAUUUAUCAUGAUUCUCCUAUGCUGUUCGGCCUUCUUAACUCUAGGCUCCAUGGGUCAUAAUAUAUUAGAGUUCUGUGGUUAUAGUAUAUUUCAGUGCGUGCUACAGAGAGAUCGUACAGUUCUAGAACUUCGCAAGAAUGAAUCAAGCAAAUAUAUCUAACUUGGUAUCUAAACUCAAUAUAUAUGUUCGACCGAAAGCUCGGCGGCUCAAGAAUCCAGCCGGUCCAGAGGGGCGAUUGUUAAAAUUGAGAAAAACCGUGACGGCUCUCAUUAAAUAUGAACGACUAGAAUUGAAUUUCAAUCGAGGUGAAGAGGCGAGGGGAUACGCCGAGCGCCUCAUAUCGGAAGCCCUGAGACAUGGCCCGGCUCACCAUGAAACAAUGAAACUGGCAGAUUUCUGGAUUUUGGAAAAGCAGUAUGUCCACAAAUUAUUCAAGGUUCUGGUACCCCGAUAUGAAAACUUCACUAGUUCCUACACGAAGAUGUACAAUGCGCCACGUUUAUAUCCUGGAAUGUAUUAUAAAAAGUCUGUACUGGAGUUAAAAGGAAACGUGUACCCAAGCUUGCAUCAGGAAUAUUCUCAAAAGCGUAAUCUCCUACACAAUGUAUUGCUAGAUGAAGCAAGGAAGGAAUUUCGGCUGAAGAAAUACGACGAAAUUGUUGACAAUUUCAAACAAACACGAAUGUGACUGACGCAGCGGUUCUACGUGAAACCCGUAUGAGUAGCUGUUUCUCACCCAGGUCUCCCGUUCGACAAUGAAUAAAUGACUGCGUAUACUAGUGACAGUGUUGUACCUCAAUAGUUUUCACAUUGAGUCGAAACUCGUGUGUUACGGGUUGAAGUCCGAAUGACACAGACGCUUUUCUCAUUAGACAUUGAAUAGACCAUUAUUUCCACCGAUUUGAGUUAGUAUGUUUAACGACUGAAUAUUGUCGGGCAAAGUGAGAGAUGUUCACUAACUGGAUCGAAAAAACGGAUGAGCAAGAUCCAUUUGCAACUCUACUCUCCAACAUGUCCUGUACUAGUCUGGGUGGUGGGCCAAACAUUUUCUUAACAUGUCGCAACGCUAAUUUGGAAAGUGGAGAAACUUGUAGAAGCAUUGAAAAAAUCCAACACGUAUAUCUCGCGUGAUGCCCGUUCAUUCGUACCUGAUUGUGGCUUCACAAUGGAGCGGUAAGUCGUUCCUUUGUGGCAUUGGUGUCGCUAUCACUGGGAUUCGUGACUGCUUCCGUCUCAC
Messenger RNA from Neodiprion fabricii, 1251 nucleotides. It is a transcript of the gene mRpL17, whose product is annotated as 39S ribosomal protein L17, mitochondrial. Gene Ontology annotation, cellular component: mitochondrial large ribosomal subunit; ribosome. Gene Ontology annotation, molecular function: structural constituent of ribosome. Gene Ontology annotation, biological process: translation. NCBI's taxonomy places the organism in Eukaryota, Metazoa, Arthropoda, Insecta, Hymenoptera, Diprionidae. The record is from RefSeq and is a predicted model, not a curated record. The coding region runs from base 151 to 702 and encodes 183 amino acids. The transcript is spliced from 5 exons.